Messenger RNA from Danio rerio (zebrafish), 2777 nucleotides. It is a transcript of the gene srgap2, whose product is annotated as SLIT-ROBO Rho GTPase activating protein 2. Gene Ontology annotation, biological process: signal transduction. Gene Ontology annotation, molecular function: GTPase activator activity. Lineage: Eukaryota; Metazoa; Chordata; Actinopteri; Cypriniformes; Danionidae. Gene Ontology annotation, cellular component: lamellipodium; cytosol; phagocytic vesicle. The record is from RefSeq and is marked provisional.
GUCAGAAGACGGACUACUGCCUUGCCAGCGGACGGAGGGACUCCACUGUGCGGAAACAGGAGGCCAUCCAAAUCAUUCCCCUGAUGGUGGAGAGUUGUAUUCGCUUCAUCAGUCGACACGGUCUCCAUCAUGAGGGGAUUUUCAGGGUGUCUGGCUCCCAGGUGGAGGUCAAUGACAUUAAAAACGCCUUUGAAAGAGGUGAGGAUCCGCUGGCUGGAGAUCAGAAUGAUCACGAUAUGGACUCCAUCGCUGGAGUGCUGAAGCUCUACUUCAGAGGCCUGGAAAACGCCCUGUUUCCUAAGGAAGUCUUCCAUGACCUCAUGUCCUGUGUCUCCAUUGAGAGCCUCCAGGAAAGAGCUGUGCACAUCCGAAAAGUCCUGCUGUCGCUGCCCAGCAACAUCCUGGUUAUCAUGAGAUACCUGUUUGCUUUUCUCAAUCAUCUGUCUCAGUACAGUGACGACAACAUGAUGGACCCCUACAACCUGGCUAUCUGCUUCGGCCCCACACUCAUGUCUGUUCCUGAGGGCCACGAUCAAGUCUCCUGCCAGGCACAUGUGAACGAGCUCAUCAAAACCAUUAUUAUCCACCACGAGAGCAUCUUUCCAGGGCCCCGUGAGCUGGAGGGCCCCGUCUACGACCGUGGAGGAGCCCCUGAGGAAUACUGUGAUAGUCCACACAUUGAGCCCCCUCUAGUGGACGAACCUGCUCCUGACACGGUCUCUGUAAUCCACAACAGUGAUGACGUAAAGUCAGGGCCAUUGACCGUUUCAGAGUCGGACCCCAUCGAGGCCAUCGCUCGCUUCGAUUACUCUGGACGCACCAACCGCGAGCUGAGCUUCAAAAAGGGGGCGUCUCUGCUGCUGUACAGCCGCGCAUCUGAUGACUGGUGGGAGGGACGACACAACGGCACUGAGGGUCUCGUGCCGCACCAGUACAUAGUAGUGCAGGACAUGCCGGAUGGAUAUGCAGGCAGAGGAAGUCCUAAAGCUGACCUCGAAGGAUCCCAUGAUUCAGUGGAAGAGAAGGUUUCCACGAGAGCCAGUGCCAGCUCACCCACUGGAGGUCAUGUGGCUGAUAUCUAUCUAGCCAACCUCAACAAGUUGAGGAAGCGUCCAGAAGCGACGAGCAUCCGGAGAACCAUCCGGCCUGUGGAGGAGGGCUCAUCAGGAGCAGCAGGGGGCUUAAAGACCUCCUCUAUGCCUGCUGGAGGACUGGCCAAGGACAGCUCAGACAAGCGUCCUGUCAGCGCUCACAGCGUCCUGAACUCCAUCACCAGACACUCGUCUCUCAAGACUAAAGUAGAGGGUCCUCAAGUUCGCAAAUCCACACCUACUGGACGAUCCAAGAGCUUCAGCAACCACAGACCCCUCGACCCAGAGGUGAUCGCGCAGGUGGAGCACAGCUCACAGGACAUCGAGGCCACUAUGAACACGGCUCUGAGUGAGCUGCGAGAGCUUGAGAGGCAGAGCAACGUCAAACAUGCUCCAGACGUGGUUCUCGACACACUGGAGCAGCUCAAAAGUGGCGGGACAUCUGAACCAUCCAGCCCUCUCCAUUCCCGCCUGCUCCGCGAAGCUGAAUCCUCUCAGCAUCCUCUGCAGCGCAGCGCCAGUUCAGCCAGCGACAUGCCCUCCACUUUCCGACCCAGCAAAACCACAGGCCCCAAGAGCCCUCUGUCCUCCAUGACCACCGCUUCUGGCUCCACAUUCAGAGAUAACAAACCUCCAGCCACCAGACCCAAGCCUGUGGUGUUCCCCAAAAGCAGUUCAGCCGGAGGAAGUCCGGCUAUGGGAUCUCCAACCACCACCAUCCCACCAACACCACCACCUCCACCACCACCCACCGACAAAUCCUGCCCCGUCUGAGGGUUUCCCAGCAAAAAAACAACAGGAUAGUUUAGAUUUGAGUGAGCGAGUAAGUGUUUAAUACACACAGGAUGAUUUUUCAGCAGUUGUUAGUUUGGACUGAGACUCGGACAUCAGCCGGAUCUUCUUUUCUAAUCCCAGUUUAGAGCUUUGGAGUUCUUUUCUGUCUGUACAGACUCGUUUUAAUGGGAAAAGACUUUUUUUGAGGUCAAAGAACUAUUCGAGGAGACAUUUUCACCUCAGACUUUAGUGCAAAUUGAAGCAGGUUGAAUGGAAACACAUUUUUUUUUCCUCCUGAUAUAAAUCCGCCACUCAAAUGCAAUGACAUUUCUGAGUCGAUCCAAUCCGUCAGAUUCUACAAAUCCAAUAAUCACUAGUUAUACUUCAUAAUUCACCUUAUAACCUACACUGGCACUCUUUUUAGCCAACCAAACCAUAAACGUGACAAAUAAACACGUUUGCAUGAAGAUCCACAAGAUUUUUUGCAUGAUGAACGCGACUUCCCAAACCAUUGGAUUUAUCAUCGAUAUUCCGUAAUUGCUCCAAAGCACUUCUGAAUUCAUUAACAGUCUGAGAUGUCAUUUUAUUCUACUAUUAUAAUAUCAUCGGGCACAUAAAAAAAGGGUGUUGUUUUGUAUAAGUCUAAUAAUCGUGAUUAUAACUGGAAACAAGUAUCUAAAAAUGAGGAAUGUCAAGAAAGCACAUUAUUUCUUCAUGGCCCGUGUGUAAAAAAAAAAGAAAAAAUAACAAGAAAAAUAAUUCUCCCUAGGUCAUUACUCGCCUCUGGGUCUGUAUCAUGGUAUCUAUGUAUUAGUAUGUGUGUUUACGUACAGUAUGUAUAUAAUGACUCUUCGUAGCAGCCUGACAGCAGUUUCUUUAUUUUAUUUGAUCAGAUUUACAAUGCAAAAAAAA